CACCUGCUGCUACUGGAUUCUUGUACUACCACUUGACCAAGAUUCACCACUUGCAGUAUGGGAAUCCUCGCUACUCUGGCUCUGACUGCAUUCGCAGCGUCAUAUGUCACAGCCUCGUCCAGCUCAUCUGCCGCUUGCAAGAAGACUCACCACGAAGGCUUCAACAAUGACACAGCCAGUCACACUAUUCGCUCGGGCAAAUUCGACAGAACUUACGCUGUCAAAGUUCCAGAUGGGUACAACAAGAAUCUCGGAAAGCAGUGGCCAUUAAUCUUGGACUUUCACGGCAACAGCGGCACUCCAUGGCAGCAGUACCAGAACUCACGCUAUUUCGACUACGCAAAAGGACAGCAGUAUCUCGUCGUCUAUCCCGCUGGCUAUGAGGGAUCUUGGCAAGGCCCCAGCUAUGCAAACCAAGAUGUCAAUGACCUUCAGUUCGUGACAGAUCUGACCACUCAUCUGAAGACGGAAUACUGUAUCGACGACAGUCGCAUGUAUGCUUCGGGCAAGUCGAAUGGCGGCGGCUUCGUUGACUUGCUCGCUUGCUCAGACAACGGAGACGAAUUCUCGGCAUUCGCCAUGGCCGCGGCGGCUCUUUACACAGACACCAAGCUGAGCGACUGCAGUAAGAAGAGAGCCAUUCUGGAAUCCCACGGCGACAAAGACCAGACCAUCCCGUAUCACCCUACAAAAGAUGGCAGCGGAGGCCCUCUACCCGACGUUGGUAAAUGGGUAAGCUGGUGGGGCCAGCGAACCUGUGGCUCCAACGCAAAGGCGAAAUAUUCCAAGGAUCUCGGUGGCUACAAUACCACGACCUAUUCUUGUGGCGGACGCAACGAAGUCGUGAAGCACUACCAGAUCUUCGAGUUGGGCCACUGCUGGCCUAACGCUUUCAGCAACAAUUGGGAUGCGUCGGACAAUUACAAUCAAACCAAACGUCGCUGUCUGGAUAAGAGUCUUGAUUUCACUCCGGUCGUCCUCGACUUCUUCAGCAAGUGGAGUUCGAGCAAUGCGCCUUGACCUCGCGGAAGGGUGGACUUCAAGCAAUACGUGCCGAGGGACUGAGAGGAAAUUGCAAAGGCGAAUCAAUUAAAAGUAGGAAUGAAUGUUGUAUGUUUUGAAGCUCGAUGAGCCCGAGCAGACAACGCGCACUUCGAAGAGGCAGCGACAAUCUGGAUAUCCACGUUCGCACCCGUUUCUUGCUUCCAGUACACCCCA
Cercospora beticola is the source of this 1218-nucleotide messenger RNA. RefSeq names its product CE1 family esterase. Gene Ontology annotation, molecular function: feruloyl esterase activity. Lineage: Eukaryota; Fungi; Ascomycota; Dothideomycetes; Mycosphaerellales; Mycosphaerellaceae. The record is from RefSeq and is a predicted model, not a curated record.